CCGAGCCCCGAGUUUUCCCUGGGCGUGUUGGUGCUGCUGGCCUUCCUCAUGGCAUUGCUGGCUCUGGUCACCAUCCUCGGAAACGUCCUGGUGAUCCUUGCUUUCAUCAUGGACAGAAACCUCCGGCACCGGAGUAACUAUUACUUUCUCAACCUUGCCAUUUCUGACUUUGCAGUGGGUGCAUUCUGCAUACCUCUCUACAUCCCUUACUGCCUGACGGGGAAAUGGCUCUUGGGAAGAGGCAUCUGCAAGCUCUGGCUAGCUCUGGACUAUCUCCUGUGCACAGCUUCAGUAUUUAACAUUGUUCUUAUCAGCUACGACCGUUUUCUGUCAGUUACUAAAGCUGUAUCCUACAGAGCCCAGCCAAGAACAACAUCCAACCCUGUCAUCAAGAUGGUGGCCAUCUGGGUCUUUGCCUUCCUCCUCUACUGCCCAGCAAUCCUCUUCUGGGAGCAUGUGGCCGGAUACAGCGUGGUAGCGGCCGAUCAGUGCCACGCCGAGUUCUUCGACAACUGGUACUUCCUCCUGUGUGCUUCCACCCUGGAGUUCUUUGUGCCGCUGCUCUCGGUGACCUACUUCAACGUGCACAUCUUCCACAACAUCCAGAGGCGCCAGCGGCACGGGAGCACACAGGACUACCAGCCUGCAAGGCGUGACAGCCUCUCAUGGAGAUUUUGCCUCUCACCGAGGCUGGGAACGUUUUCUCCUUCAUCGGAAGCAGAGGACAGUGUUUCCUCCUCCACAAGGCCAAAGAAAGAGUCUUUGGUAACUGAGAGCUCAUCUCCAUCCAGAGGCGGUUCUAUCACCCCUGCAAAUGACUUCUCUAUUUCUUUCUGUGCAAGGACCAGGUCAAAACUGCAGCAGGACAAAAAAAUAGCAAAGUCACUUGCCAUAAUUGUGUGUGCGUUUGCCAUUUGCUGGGCCCCAUACACUUUGCUAAUGAUUAUUCGUGGGGCCUGCAAAGGAACUUGUGUUCAUAACACCUUGUAUGAAAUAACCUUUUGGCUUUUGUUGAUCAAUUCCUCUCUUAAUCCAUUUCUCUGCCCUCACUGUCAUGUUAAAUUUCGAAUGGCUUUCAUGAAAAUAUUAUGUCCAAAAAAGUUGACACAAAUGAGAUCAGGCUCUUUCUAG
Molecule: messenger RNA, 1131 nt
Organism: Calidris pugnax (ruff)
Lineage: Eukaryota; Metazoa; Chordata; Aves; Charadriiformes; Scolopacidae
Product: histamine H3 receptor-like
Exons: 3
Coding region: 49-1131 (360 amino acids)
Biological process (GO): adenylate cyclase-activating adrenergic receptor signaling pathway
Cellular component (GO): membrane
Molecular function (GO): histamine receptor activity
Source: RefSeq, a predicted model, not a curated record